Messenger RNA from Scheffersomyces amazonensis, 1414 nucleotides. RefSeq names its product short-chain alcohol dehydrogenase. Bases 325 to 1335 code for a protein of 336 amino acids. The record is from RefSeq and is a predicted model, not a curated record. The transcript has a single exon. NCBI's taxonomy places the organism in Eukaryota, Fungi, Ascomycota, Pichiomycetes, Serinales, Debaryomycetaceae.
GUGCAGAUAAUAAACAGUAAUAUUUUCAAACCGUUAUCAGUAAAUACACAACGCUUAUUUCUCCAGAUUUUGGCAUAGCCUAAAUACGAGGUACAAAAAUAAAGAUGCUCGACGGAUGCAAAAAAAUGUUCCGCGCAGAAGAAAGUUGCGAGGCACGACUAUCUUCAGUAUGUCGGAUGAAUUUUUAAUCUUCCGUCGAUUAUCCUAAAUAUUUUGCAUCCGUAAAUUCAAGAAAUAUAAAUACUACAGGGAUUUCUCUAAUGUUGAUAUCUGUAAGAAUUUUAUUUAUGCACUAAUAACUUACCGACAAACUAUAAGCUAAAAAUGAGUACCAAAGUCGAACUUCCUAGCGUGUUUUACCAACAAACUUGUGCUAUGAUGAAUGGGAUCUUUCCUUCUAAGCCCAAAUUUACAGAACUCGAUUAUCCAAGCUUAGAUGGUAAGGUUGUAAUUAUUACCGGAGCUUCCUCAGGUGUUGGUUAUGAAGCUGCCAAAUUAUUAUUGGGAGUUACAAAUGCUAAGGUUUAUAUCUUUGCCAGAAAUAAGGCAAAAAUUGAAAAUGCCAUUAAGAGAUUACAAUUAGAAAUAGCUCAAGAAUUCAACAAGAAGACUAUUAAUGUUGAUUAUGUCUUAGUUGAUUUUAGUGAUUUAAAUACCAUCAAAACAGCUUCUCAAGAUUUCCUUUCAAAAGAAUCCAGAUUAGAUAUCAUAAUACACAAUGCUGGUAUUAUGACUCCACCUGCUGGAUCCAAAUCCAAGCAAGGUUACGAGUUGCAAUUAGGUACUAAUAAUCUUGGACCUCAUUUAUUACAAAAAUACUUGGAUCCGAUUUUUAUUGCUACUUCUCAAAAGAAUAAACCAGGUGAAUCUAGAAUUAUUUAUACCUCAGCUACAGCUCAUUUUGCUGCUCCAUUAGGCGGUGUCCAUUAUGCCGAUCCAAAUUAUUAUAAUACUAAAGCUACCCCUUUUACUAUUUAUGGUCAAAGUAAAGCGUUUAAUAUUUUACUGGCCAAGCAAUGGACUAAAGCUCACCCAGAAGCCACUAAUGUUGUUUGUGCAUCAUUAUGUCCUGGUUUCCUUAAAACAGAAUUACAAAGACAUUUAAAGGGAUUUGAAGCUUUUAUGAUUAACAGAUUGUUACAUGAACCAAGAAAUGGUGCUUAUACCGAAUUGUUUGCUGCAUUAUCUCCAGAAUUAACAAGAGCUAAAACAGGUGCAUACAUUGAAUCAUUUGGGAAGUUUGGAAAAGAAAGAGCCGAUCUUCAAGAUCCAGCCGCCGCCGAGAAGAGUUGGAAUUUCUUAAACCAAGAGGUUGCAAAGUAUUAUGAACCAUAGUUGAUUGUUUUACAUUAAUUCCAUUAUAACAUAAAUAGAAUUUAAAAUUAUAAUAAAUAAUCAAAAGAAGACUUCUGAG